GGCUUACUAGACAGACAUUCCGGGCAAGUUGGAUUCUGAGAAGAUUGGCGAAAGACAUUUUCGCCCAGACACACUUGCAGUCAACAAUAUGCUUACGUCUAUGAUACAGCUUGAUAUUAGGAGGACGAUGCACAAUUUAUUCCGGUGAAAUACAUUUGACAUGGAUUCGUCUGCUUGUACCAGGUUAUUCAGCCAACAGUCAUGGGUGACAAGCAGGGACACUGGUGAUGUAAACACAAAGUUCUCAUCUUUAUAAAUGUAUUAUUGAAGAACAAGGACCCUGGUUCUGUCCCCAAAUCCAGAUACUGCCAUGUCAGUGAUAACAGUCCAGCUUGGUCAGUGUGGCAAUCAGAUUGGUGGUCAGUUCUUCUCUACAAUCAUUGACGAUGCUUAUUCCAAGCCGUCAAGGUCGGGGGUCAACCCUAGCAAGAACCAGGAGUAUAUUAACGAGACCCUGGACAGAUUCUUUUCUCCAAGGGAGACAACUCUAGGCAAGGAGGAUACAGUUGAUGCUCGGGCAGUGAUGGUGGAUAUGGAGUCCAAGGCAAUAGCACAGACUUGUUUGGAGGCCAAGAGAAGUGGGAAAUGGAAGUAUCCUGAUAAACAACAAUUCUGUCAGAAACGAGGUUCAGGGAAUAAUUGGGCUCAUGGGUUCUGCGUACAUGGACCACGUGUUCGGGAUGAUGUAUUAAAUAUGUUGAGGCGUGAAGCAGAAAAGUGUGACAACUUGUCUGGGUUUAUCUGCUACUUGAGUCUAGCUGGUGGGACCGGGUCAGGCGUUGGUGCAUACACGACAGAGGCUCUGCGGGAUGAAUAUCCCCACUCAUUCAUCAUGAAUCAAGUUGUGUGGCCCUACCAGACAGGGGAGGUAAUUGUGCAGAACUACAACGCCAUGUUGACUCUCUCACAUCUGUACAGCACGUCUGAUGCUAUUGUCGUCAUGGAGAAUGACAGCCUACACAAAAUCUGUCAACAACUGCUCAACAUCAACAAGAUCUCAUUCCGAGCCAUUAACAAAGUUGUGAGCCACAAGAUGGCUAGUUUCUUGCAGCCUGCUCAUAGUGACAGUGAUGGCUACACCUGUUCAAAUGAUCUUGGUUCUAUGUUGCAUCAUCUUGUCCCCCACCCUGAGUAUAAGCUCCUCACACUGAAGAACAUCCCCCAGAUGUCGGAGAGAGCCAUGGAGUUCAGCACCUACCAGUGGCAUGGCUUGCUGAAGCACCUGCGGCAGAUGCUCGUGGCUGAUGCCGCUAUGGAAGAAGGCAUCAAUUGGGACAUCACGACUGGGUCAGCGACUCCCAGAGGGUCACACAGGUCAAACCGGUCUCUUGCCAACACCCUGAUUCUCCGCGGUAAAGAAUCCAUGACGGCAGAUGUGCUGCAUUAGGACAAGAAGUUGUACACUGAUUGGAUGCCCCAUGAGUUUACACUGGACGUCUUGAAACAACCCCGGAUAUUCAACCAGUACGAAAAGUCUGCUGUCCUAGUCAGCAAUAGCCAGUCUCCGAUUGGUGCACUAGAAAACACGAUCAGUCGCGCAUGGACUAUGUUCUCAUCGCGAGCGUAUGUGCACCAGUACAAGAGACAUGGUUUGGCAGAAGAUGACUUUAUUGACAGUUUUGUGGCACUGGAACAGGUGCUUGCUAGUUACAAAGCAUUGUGAUCAAUAACAGCCCAUAAUUAGGCUUGCCUUAUUUUCUUACGUUUUUUGAAAAUAUUAAAGUCCUUUUGCUUUCAAAUAUGACUGAAAUUGCAAAUGCAUAUUUAUUUGAAUCAUAUCUGUACGAUAUGUGGAAAGGUUAAAAUGUAAAGAAAUACAAGAAAUAUACCUUUUGAAAAUGUAUUUACUGUUUGAAUAUCCCUAAAAUAGAAGUUCGUUGAUAUCGGCUAUGUGUUUUGUGUGUGUCAGCCAGUUGUGUUUGAACAUGGAAAGACAAUUCUGAUCAUUAUUCACAGUAAUUAAACUACAACAUAUCCUCAUCAUUUCAUUUUUUUAGUAAGAAAAGUAAGUGUUCAUGAAUUUUGUGUACGUUUUAUGAUGUUUUGGCAGAAUAUAUGAGCAACAAC
Molecule: messenger RNA, 2067 nt
Organism: Haliotis rubra (blacklip abalone)
Lineage: Eukaryota; Metazoa; Mollusca; Gastropoda; Lepetellida; Haliotidae
Product: tubulin delta chain-like
Biological process (GO): mitotic cell cycle; microtubule cytoskeleton organization
Cellular component (GO): cytoplasm; microtubule
Molecular function (GO): structural constituent of cytoskeleton; GTP binding
Source: RefSeq, a predicted model, not a curated record